Molecule: messenger RNA, 7022 nt
Organism: Drosophila sulfurigaster albostrigata
Lineage: Eukaryota; Metazoa; Arthropoda; Insecta; Diptera; Drosophilidae
Product: inversin-A
Biological process (GO): protein localization to ciliary inversin compartment
Cellular component (GO): ciliary inversin compartment
Molecular function (GO): protein binding
Source: RefSeq, a predicted model, not a curated record
ACAAGUGCGAUUUCAACUUCAACUUUAAGUAUUAUGCAACAGCGUCCGAAGGCGGAUGCAAGACGCAAGGAUGUGGCACCGGCAAAGCCACCGCGUUUGAAGGCCAACGCAAGCGAAGUUGCCACAAAAAAGCAGCUGCAAUUUGUGAGUCCAUUGCCACGGCGGUCACGUGUGCCUCAAGCAACGGCUGCGACAAUGACAAUGAGCAAGACGACGACGACAACAUUGAGAACAACAACGAUGCGGAAAACUCGAACUGCAAAGAUGUCGCCGCCAGACAACAUUCGAGAUGCUAACAACUGCGUGGCAACUGCAGCAGCAACUGCAACUGCCACAACGCCAACGAGUGCUGUGGCAAGUGGAGCUGCAAUAAAAACUCGUCUCGCCGAGGGCUGCAGCAGUUUAAUGUAUGCGUGUCAGCAUGGCGACAUUGUCCAAGUGCUCGCCCAGAUACGCGGCAAGCCCCAAUUGCUGCGGCAACGUGACCGUAGCAACCGCAACGCGCUGCAUUAUUGUGCGGCGCAGGACUUGGAGCAGACGCGCGACCUCGUGGCGGCGGCAAGCAUUGCGAUAGCAGCUCCCGAGCUGCUCGAGUCGGCCGAUGAGGAUGGCUUCACGCCGCUUCACUUGGCUGUUAUUCAGGGCAACUUGGCGAUGGUCAAUUUGCUGCUAGCGAACAAAGCCGAUGUGAAUGCGGUGGACAAUGAAGGUCACUCCGUGGUGCACUGGGCAACGGUGUGUGGCGAAAUUGAGGCAUUGCGGGCUGUGCUGGCAGCUGGUGCCAGUGUGGCCAAGCCCGAUGUGAAUGGCGGCACGCCGCUUCACUAUGCGGCACAAAUGUGCGGCGUCAGCUACGACAGCAAACUGCAGUCGAACUCCAAUUCCAGCAAGCUGGCGCUCGAAAUUCUUGGCAUACUCUUGUCCCAUCCACAGACCAGUGUCGAUGUCCAGGACAAAGAUGGGCGACAGCCGCUCCUCUGGGCUGCCUCCGCUGGCUCAGCCAAGGCGGUCAUUGCGCUGGUGAAAGCAGGAGCUCGUGUGGAGAGUUGCGAUAAAGAUGGCUUAACUGCUUUGCAUUGCGCUGCUUCUCGUGGCCACACCGAGUGCAUUGACACGCUGAUCAGUUUGUGCGGCGCUCCUACAGAUCUCAUUGACUCCAAUGGCUGCACAGCUUUGCAUUAUGCUGUUACCUUAGGUCAUGCGGAUGCCACAGCGCGUCUCCUCGACUUGGAGGCGGAUCCUAAUCGACAGGAUCGAAAAGGACGCACGCCAGCGCAUUGCGGUUGCUCGAAGGGACAAUUUGAGACGCUGAAGCUACUUAAAGAACGUGGUGCGAAUUUGUGGCUGCGCAAUGCCAAAGGAGAUCUUCCGCUGCAUGAGGCAGCUGCCUCAGGGCGUCGCGAGUUGCUCGAGUGGCUGCUGGUGCAGCGACCCAAGCAGGUGAACACCACCAGCAACGAUGGACGCAGUUUGCUGCACAUUUCGGCGGCCAACGAUUACACAGACAUGUGCAAACUUUUGCUUGAUUAUGGCGGCGAUGUGAAUGCUUUGUACAGGAAUUCGCGUGGCAUUGUUUUGACUCCUUUGGAUUGUGCUUUGCAGCGUGGUCAUCGCUCCACGGCCAAGUUUCUGCAAUCGCAUGGCGGACAGCCGUCGAGCAAAUUGCGUUUGGCUGCACGACGUGGCAAUCCAUUUCAUGAGGGAGCUGCAGCUGAUCCUGUGCGUCCCUUGAAGUACGUGGAGAAGGAAGAAGUCCACGAUCUACGCAGCUCCAAGAAGUACGUUGUUUAUCUCAAGCGCACAGACUCCGAUGGUAACGCAGAGCAGGCUGAAGAGGAGGGCGAGGGAGAUGAUUGCAGCUGCACGGAGCAAUCGUAUCGCAAGGAGCAGCGAUUGCAGCACAUUUGCCGACGUCACAAGCGUCGCCAGCUGCGACGACGCACCAACAGUUGUGGGGAGAACAAGCACGAGAAGUGCAGCGACAUUUGUCGCUCCAAGAGCAACAUUGAGAUCAGGCGACGCAUCAGAGAGCGCUAUGCGAGCACAAGUGAUUGCGAGAACGAUGAGGAUGAAGAUGAGGAGGAAGAUUCCUGUGAGAAUUGUUGCUACCACAAGCGACAGAAGCAGCGCGUGGUGCAACGCAAGCGCACAGUUUCCACACGUCGUUGCAAGUCGGAUAAGUUGGGGGACAGCGAGGGGGAGGAACACAGCGAAGGGGAAAAGCAGGACAAGAAGACAGCAGAAGAGUCCAAGAAGGUGGAAAUAGUUAAGGAGCAGUCGAGUGAAGACAAAGAGCAGACUGCAACAGCAACAACAGCUGCAAUUGCACCAGCAACCACAGUAGCAACUCCGCCAGCAACCUCUGCUACAACUCCAACUCCAGCUGCAAGUGAAGCUGCAACUCCAGCUGCAACUCCUUCAGCAACUGUCAAGGAAGGCACCUUCAUCAAGUCGCCGCCACAAAGCGCCAAAAGCGAGAAGCCAGCUGAACCUGCUGCCGAAAGUCUAAAGGUAGCAGAGACCAAUGCGGUGGAGUUAACCGAUGAGGAACAGGAGGCAGCCAAGUCUGUAGUUACCCAAGUCGAUGUGCAUCACGAUGCCGCUGAAGAAUCCCCAGAUGCAAAGCAAGAGCUGAGUGAAGAAGAUACCAAAUUGGUGUCCAAUGAAGUCGAACAGAUGAUCAAAAUUGCUGCUACAGCGUUGAGCAGCGAGUCCAAGAGCUCCACCGAUGAUGCUUCAGUCAAGGAGCAACCCGAGCCAGCUAAAGAGUUUCCUGCCAGUGAAGAGCCAGCUAAACCCGAAGUUGUUACUGCUGAAACAGUUGUUGCUGCCACGACCACGACCACGCCCACUGCCACACCCACACCCACGGUUGCUAAGCCAGCAACAGCCGAGCAACCACAGCAGCAGCAGCAGCAACCAACUGAGAAGCAGCUGCCCGUUGAGGCUGAAAAACCAGAGCAGCUGCCAGCUGAGCCCAAAGUGAGUGAGUCGAAAGCUGCCCCAACACCGAAAACGACGCCGACGACGUCGACCUCGAACCCAACGCCAUCGAAACCGCAGACUGAGCCCAAAAAUCCACAGCAAAAGCCGCCAGCCGCACAGUCCCAACCACAGCAGCAGCAGCAGCCACAGCCACAGCCUGUGACUCAGCCACAGCAACAGCAACAACAGCAGCAGCAACUUCCUAAGUCUCAGCCUCAGCCUCCGCAGCAACCACAACGCGAACAGGAAUCUAGACGCUCCUUUACGCUGCUGCCCUCGGAUUCGGCUGAUGAUGAACCCUCAGCAACUGUUGCCCCCUCAGCAACAACCAACAACAAUAAUAACGCCAACGAACCGGAGCGCAAAUCCAGCUUCACGGUACUCAAGAGCGAUGAAUCGAUGGGCGAGUUGGAGGAUUCGCCGCGUCCCAAAGAGCUGGACUUUGCCAGCAACAGUCAAGUGUUUCAAGUGAUGCACGAUGGCAACGGCAGCUCGAAGCUGCCCAGUGCCUCAGAGUUGGAUAAAGGAGAGUACGAUUACGAGGAGUACGACGAAGGGGAUGACGAUGACGGUGGCAUUGACCCAGAGCAUGACAGCGCCUUGCGUCGCUUCCUCAGCAGCGGUAAUCGUCAUGGAGUGGCAGGAGAUGCUGGUGAAAUCGCUGUGACCAGUGAUGUGACUGGCUAUGAUGGACUCUCGAAUGGAAGGAAGCGACGGCUGAAGAAACGCGUGCGCAGCGGCGCCAAGACGCGUAGCAAUUGGAAGCAUGCGCAGGAGUCGCGAGACAGCAACAAUGCCGCUGGCUUGGCCACCACGAGCAAGGAUCAGGACUCCGGAUUCGAGCCAAGUCCGCGUGCCGAACGCACCAAGAUUCCCACGCCGCGUAGUUCGCACACAGCGAUGCCGCGUCGUCCCAUUUAUGCCACACUCGAUGGCAGGUCGUGCAGCAGUCGGCUGGAGAAUCGCAAGCCGGGAGAUAAGGGAGCGUGUGAUAUGGGCGCCGUGACACGUUCCAUACAGCGCAAUAUACGCAGAUACUACAUGGAGCGCAAGAUCUUUCAGCAUCUGUUGGAGCUCAAGUCGCUGCAGAUACGUUCAAACAAACUGAACGAAUCGGUGCUGGUGAAGCGAGCAGUUGACGACUAUCACAAAUCAUGUGUGUUGCUCGGCGGUGAAACUGGCACAAGGCUGAGGCGAUACAAUUUCAGCGAGUAUACGUUCAAGAACUUUGAGCUGUUUCUCUACGAGACGCUCAAGGGACUGCAGAAGCCGGGCACGAACAACUUUCAGAACAUCAACGAGGUCUACGAGGAGGCCGAGCGACGUCUUAGCCCCGACUACAAUGCGUAUGAGAAGGCGCUGCAGUGCACGACGAAGACGCAUCGUUGUCUUCAUGCAGCUCACGCCUACACCGGGAUUCCGUGUGCCGCGUAUAUUUCCAUGAUGAAUCACCACACGAUGCCCAAGUUUGGAUUUGGACCAUAUAAAAAAGCCGGCAGCGUCAGCAGUUUUUAUCUGCCAAAAAUACUGACCAGCGGACGCGCCUCAAGCGGACGCACAGGAGGUGGAAGCGGAGGCGGGGGGAAAUGCAGCCACAAAGUUGCACUGGAGCUGUCACACGGAAAGAGUAAACAACUAAUUUCACUGCCAGCGGAUAAGUUGGACAGCAAUAAACGUUACUAUGUGACGUUCACAGUUAAGGAUUCGCCGGGCCAGUCUGCAGUCAGCGAGGCGCAUAAACAAAGUCAGCAACAGCAACAACAGCAAUUGCAGCGGCAAUCGAGUUGUGCUGGUGGCGAUGCGAGCGGCAAGUAGCACGUUGCGUAUACGUAAUGUGGCUUUACUUUUGCUGUGGCCCUGUGGUUUGCCCAUUGCAAUAUUACCCAUACGCAGUGUGUGCCCAACAGCAGCAGCAGCAUCAUCAUCAUCGUCAUCGUCGUCGUUGCGCCAAAUGCAUUAAAACAAUGCGACAUUUUGUUCUUUUGCUGUGCUUUUUAUGCGACCGCCCGCUGUCCAACUGCGCGCUUUUGUUGCUGCCUCUGCUGCCUGUGCUGCUUUUUGGUCCUGCUUCCUGUGUUGUUUUUGCUGCACUUUAAGAUGGCCAACUGCUGAUAAUGGAUGAUGGCGCUGCGCUGCGGCUGUCAGUUGAAGUUGUCACGCCAGCAGCGUCAGCAGCGGCAACAGCAGCUUGAAUUACUUAUGUAGAACCUCCUCUCUCUCUCUCUUUCUGUCUCUGCCCUCCAUUUCCUCUUUCCUCUACUAAAAGCAGUUGUUCAGCUGCCUCUCUCUUCUUUAUCCUCUAUCUCUUGUGUUGAAUUCUGUUUUGUUUGCUAUUCGGCUGUUUGUCUGUUAGCGCUCUUGUUGCGCUUUUAUUUCACUUUUUCAUUAUCAUUUCUUUUUUUUUUCAGUUUUUUCCAUUUUCCUUUUUUUUUUUGCUGCCGCUGCUGCCGUUGUCAUUGCUAUUGCUAUUGCUGUGUACGCUACUAAUGCCACAGAUAAGCGUUGUUAUUAACGCUCGGCUUACCAGCACCAGCAGCAGCAUCAGCAACAGCAGCAGCUUCAGAGUCCUCCUAGUUCCCUUCUUCUCCUCCUGUUUGCCUUUUGUCUUCGUUUAAAAGCAACAACAGCAGCAGAACAACAACGACGACGACGACGACGAAUGAAUAAAUGUAAAAUAUGUACCGUGCAUUUCUUUUGGCAUUUCAACAUUUUUACUUUAUUUGCAAUUUUAUUUACUUGUCUGCGUCCCAUUCAAGCUCUGCCUGUGCGCUUACCCAAGGCUUUAAGCGACAGUGCCAGAGCAGCAGCCAGCAGAGGAAAGAGAGAAAACGACAGAGAGAGAGCGAGAGGGGAAAGUGUAAGAGCGAAAGCAAGUCUUCAAUUGAAUCUAACUUUUAAUGUAGCUGUAGAUAGAUUUGCACUUACUUCGAUUAUAUUCGAUACGUUAUUCCAGUUGUCAGUGCAGGUAUUCAGCAGUCGGUGCCUGGAACCACGCGCUGCCAACCACUUCGCAUUGAGUGCAUUGUAAAUGGAGAAUAAUUGCAUUGAGCAUGAAGAAAAUACAAAAAAAAGUGCAGAUUUGCAAGAGCAACGCGAAUUGAAUUUGAAAUUCGCUUUAUUAUAAAAUAAUAAUAAUAAUGAAAUAUAUGUAAUAAUAAUUGGAAAUGAUUUAAGCAAAAGCUGAUUUCAAGAGUUUACAUUUAGAUUUAAGCCAGCUGUUGCGAAAUAAAACGUUGAAAAUGUCCGAAAUUGAAGCGUUGUGUUUGUGUUUUGAUUUCCACCAGAUGGAAGAGAUGCAGAGGAAGAGAGCGAACAAAAGAAUUGUGCACGUCAUGUCCUUGGCAUAGAUACGCGAACAGUUGUCGCUCGAGCUGAUUGCUCCCUUAACAGUCAGCAGGCAGAGAACAGAGAGCAGACACAGCUGCCAGGCUCAACAACGUUUGUGGCUUGUCAAAUUUAAGCUGUCGACCCCGGCCAGGAUGUCUACGUUGCAACAACGGGCCAUUGAUGUGAUGAUGAUUGUGAUUGCGAUUGUUAUGACUCUGCAGCCAGGACUUCUGUUCUCUUCGUUGCUGUUCGCUUCGUGGGCGUUACAACUCCAUUGGCGAGCUUGUCAACAAGAGAGCCCAAUAAUUGCUGCACUGCAUCAAUGCUGUUAUGGCUUUUCCAGCCCCGUUCUGCCAAUUGCACCAGGCUUCUGCUCUGCUCUGCUCUGCUGUCCUGUCCUGUCCUACGCUAAUUGAAUUCAAAGCUGACGUUUAUGGUCUCUGGUCCUUCGUUGGUUCUCGUUGGGGGGAGCGAUGUCAGCCAUUUAGUUGGCGCAUUAAUAUUUCAGCAGUUGUGUCCUCAACUAAGCACGCCUUUGUGUAUUGUGAACGCCAAAAGAUUUGGCCAGCCGACAGUCCUCUAAUUUGCCUGCUUGUGCUUCUCCUGCUGCUGCUGCUGCUGCUUGUGUGCUUUAAGGUUAAGCAUCGACUGUCACAUUAAGGCACGCCAGCGACUGCUCAAUGCCCUUCCUCACCCUGGACAGCACUUCA